CUUCAAUCAAUCACUUGAUAUUCUUAGGUUAUUUUGUUGUCAAGUGAUAAACAAGUUUCUAUAUACCUAGUUAUUCUCCUAAAAAAUGUACCGAAUAAUCAUAGGCCUCCUAUCGGUGUUGGCCCCGAUUGGGGCUGAGUUUUCCUCAGAAGACUGCUGGACGCUCGGGUUUAACAAGGCCAAUUUGCUGUGUUCCUCCUGUGAGCAACUGCCCAGGUUCAACCUGGAAAUGCUCAAGGACCAUUGCAAGGAGUGCUGCAGUCCCGACGAAAAGGGCCAGGAGGAAAAGCGCUAUGCUAAAGCAGUCUUGGAGGUGUGCACGUGCAAGUUUGGAGCUUAUCCUCAAAUUCAGGCCUUCAUCAAAAGCGACCGACCUGCCAAGUUCCAGAAUCUUCAGAUCAAAUACGUUAGAGGCUUAGACCCCAUUAUCAAGCUGUAUGACAAGGAUGGGCACCUUCAGGAAACUGUGGCAAUUGAGAAGUGGAACACUGACUCGGUGGAUGAAUUUCUCCAAACUCAUUUAGAUGAUGGCGAUUUGGAUUAUUUGAAAACAAACCAAAUCUAGUCGCGUGAAUAAACGGUCGUUUCCUCA
This is a messenger RNA of Dendroctonus ponderosae (mountain pine beetle), 592 nucleotides long. RefSeq names its product selenoprotein F. The coding region runs from base 86 to 565 and encodes 159 amino acids. NCBI's taxonomy places the organism in Eukaryota, Metazoa, Arthropoda, Insecta, Coleoptera, Curculionidae. The record is from RefSeq and is a predicted model, not a curated record. Gene Ontology annotation, molecular function: oxidoreductase activity. Gene Ontology annotation, cellular component: endoplasmic reticulum lumen. The transcript is spliced from 4 exons.